GUAUCAAUCCAGUGGACAGUGGAAGCACCCAGACCCAAGGCGAUUACUGGGUGUCGGCGAUACUGGUACUCUUGCUACGUUGCACCUCGCUUUAUUGGUAUUUAUAAACGUCAAAAUAAAUAUUUGUUAUUUAGUCAAUUUUCACUCCGUAAAACAAUAAUGUGCUCGAAGAAUAACCAACGUAUUAAAUAAUCACAAAACCACAAUAUGAUGCAGUUCAUGCUUUUAUUUAGCCGUCAGGGCAAACUGAGACUACAGAAAUGGUACGUCGCUCACCCUGAUAAGCUGAAAAAGAAAAUAACAAGGGAACUCAUAACAACUAUUCUUAGUAGAAAGCCAAAAAUGUGUAGCUUUUUAGAGUGGAAAGACUUGAAAAUUGUGUACAAACGAUAUGCAAGUUUGUACUUUUGCUGUGCAAUCGAGCAGGAUGAUAAUGAACUUCUGACCCUCGAAAUCAUCCACAGAUACGUUGAACUGCUUGACAAAUAUUUUGGAAGCGUUUGCGAGCUUGAUAUAAUAUUCAAUUUUGAGAAAGCUUAUUUCAUAUUGGAUGAGCUGUUGCUUGGAGGUGAGAUACAAGAAACAAGUAAGAAAAACGUACUUAAAGCUAUCGCUGCUCAGGAUCUUCUUCAGGAGGAGGAGGCAAUAGAAGGCGCACUACGUGAGAUAGGACUCCUCUAAAUAAAAGCUUGACAUCCAUCUCUCAACAUAAUUAUUAGCAUAGUUAUUCGAGUUCUUCCUUUUAAUUAGGAUUAAGAAACUCAUUUCAGGGGAAAUAUCAAAAAGAUUUUUAAAAUUAUUUUUUAUUAAAUCAUAGUAUGUACCUGUGUAUUUUAACUGAGUUAAUGAAUGCAUGGAACAAAAAGAGAAUAAAAAAUUGUAUUAUCUCUUUAUUUUGAUUGCAAAAUGAUUGCUUACAAACAAUCGACAUCAAUAUUUCAACAUUCAUUUUGAAUUAUUUCAAAGCUUUAUUGUUAAUUAACAAAGUCUACAGCUUUUUUUAAUUAAACGUUAAACUCAUCUUUUGUUGUGAUUAAUGCUUAUUGUAAAACAAACUUUAAUACUCGUAUCGCUAAACUCAAGAUCUUGUGAUGUCUCGUUGAAAAGAAAUAUUUAUUAUAAUGCCUAUCCUUGCUAUUUUGAUCUGUCAGACUCAACUUCUUCGGCGUUGGUCUUUGUGUCACAAAGCAGCAAUGAUAAGCAAACCAGGUUGAUUGGCUAUCGAAAAAAUAUUGCACUAAGAUAAUUAUUUACAGAUACUAUUUUUUUGUACAAAUGUGUACAUACAAAAAUAUACAAUUCUAGUUCACCUUUUGUAUGGUAAACAUACAGAGAUGUACAUAAUCGUUAAAAUAGUCUUGAAAGAAUUUCUUUUUAAAUUUAAUGAGGUGGAUGGUUUUUUAUAUUGCACCAUGUAUUUAUAGUUUUCUAUUGUUGCCUACAUUGUUUCAUAUUAUUAUUAUUAGAAGCUUAAUUCUUAAUUAUCUUCUUGAAAUUGAACAUUAAUUCCUUGGCCAGAAUACAGUACUCAUAGAUAAAUUUUUAAACAUUAAUGUGUCAUUAGAUUACAGUUUACUUUUUUAAGGAAUUUUUUUGUAAAAGAACUAAGCACUGGCAUCAUAAGCAUAAACUCUUGAGUUUUCUUUAGCAUAAUCUUUGAAAUUUUAAAAUUACAACCUUUUUCUUUGCCAAUGAAGUCUCUUAAGAUUUGUUAUAUUUAAUUAUUUAGUAAAUGCUUUGUAAGUAUGUUAUGUACGUUUUAUAUUACAAUAUGAAAUGUACUGUUGUUUAAAGUCAGUUUAAAAUAUUUAUGGAUUGAUUGUAAAUGUAAAUUUUUAAUUUCCACCUUACAUUCUUUUAUUAUGUUGAACACUUCCCUGGUGUGUAUAUCAUUCUUCUGGAAAUAAACAUAAAACAAAUGAUAUCACCAAUGUAAACAUUAAGUGUAAAACAUGCGGGCAUCACUUGGUCUUUCAUCACCACAGGCGCUAAUUUUGCACGAUUUGAGAUAUUUAGGGAACUUUGUUGAUUUAAAGUAUUCAGACUUUGCUGUGUUGUUUCAGAUAACUUGCUGUCACCCGUCAUUGUUUUCAUUUGUUGAAUAAUGUGAUAUUCUUGCACAAUGGUGUUUAUUAUGUGAUGUAUUGUGAUAAUAAAAUGCCUAGGUUUUUUACUAUUGUCAAAUGUAGAGGGAGGGGGACAAAAUGAGUGAUUUAUUCAUUUCGGCGAGUAGUUCAUUUUUGAGGGUUUUUUUUAAGGGAAGUUCAGUUUUUUAAGGGACCAUUGAGACCAUAUUUACUCAGAUAUGACAUCCAUUCGUUAAAAUAAUUUGUUGAAGUGAUAAUGUCACGUUUUAAUGAAAAGCUGUAGACUUUAAUGGCACAUUUUAAAAUGCAUCAAACACAUGGUAACUUAGGCACAAAGCCGAGGCAAGAGAAUCUUUUUCAAUAGCACAUUAGAUCCACAGAAGAGCAAUCUUGAAUCUAGUCUUGAAUAUUUGAUUUAGAGAAUGGUUUUUUUGUUUGUUUAAUCGAAGCACUUUCACACAAUUCACAGUACUCGAUU
This is a messenger RNA of Cimex lectularius (bed bug), 2565 nucleotides long. It is a transcript of the gene AP-1sigma, whose product is annotated as AP-1 complex subunit sigma-2. The transcript has 5 exons. Gene Ontology annotation, cellular component: AP-1 adaptor complex; membrane coat; intracellular membrane-bounded organelle. Gene Ontology annotation, molecular function: clathrin-cargo adaptor activity. Gene Ontology annotation, biological process: intracellular protein transport; vesicle-mediated transport. The record is from RefSeq and is a predicted model, not a curated record. Lineage: Eukaryota; Metazoa; Arthropoda; Insecta; Hemiptera; Cimicidae. Bases 208 to 681 code for a protein of 157 amino acids.